AUGAUUCUGGAGGAUACGACCUCCGAGAUAAAAGAGAACUUUGACCGGCUUGAAAGAGAGACCGAUGAAAGACUGACAGAGGUUACUAAGGAUCUAGUCGGCACAACACUCGGACGGGUCUCCGAACUUGAAAAGAAGAAUGAGGGUCUCGAGGCCGAACUCAAGGCGCUUUCCGCACAGGUUGCUGAAUUACUCAAAGCAAAGAUAAAUGCGGAUACUGCGGUGGUGGAGGCUAAUGCCCGAGCGGCUCAGGAAGUCCAGGAUGCGCUGGACAACGAAGCAAGAAAAGCGAAGGAUCCACCGCAACUCACCGAAGAGGAACGAGCCGAGCGGGUACGGAGGACAGAGGCUAAGUAUCCGGGACUUGCAAAGUCGGUAGCUGCUCAAGCUGCGAAGGAUGCUGAGCGGUUAGAAAGGGAAAGACAGAGGCUAGAAGGCUUUGCAGCCGAUAACAAAAAGAAAAAGGCGGCCUCUUCCGUUUCAGUUCCGACAAAGCGAAAGAAGGAACCUUCAAAGAAAGUUCAAAUGGUCGAGCUGCUGAAUGAGAUCACUAACACGGUUAUUGAGAGUAUACCGCAGCAGGCUACUCACGCCGAAGAAGAGGAUGAAGAGCACCUGCAACCCCGGUCUACAAGACAACGAGUCUCCGAAUCGGCCAGUCGACCGCAAUCGGUGAAGAAAAGGCGGAACAAGAAGUUGAUGACUAGCUACGACUUCUCGGACUCGGAAUAG
This is a messenger RNA of Impatiens glandulifera, 732 nucleotides long. RefSeq names its product neurofilament heavy polypeptide-like. Lineage: Eukaryota; Viridiplantae; Streptophyta; Magnoliopsida; Ericales; Balsaminaceae. The transcript has a single exon. The coding region runs from base 1 to 732 and encodes 243 amino acids. The record is from RefSeq and is a predicted model, not a curated record.